Messenger RNA from Apodemus sylvaticus (European woodmouse), 1568 nucleotides. RefSeq names its product cyclin D1 binding protein 1 (gene Ccndbp1). Lineage: Eukaryota; Metazoa; Chordata; Mammalia; Rodentia; Muridae. Gene Ontology annotation, biological process: regulation of cell cycle. The record is from RefSeq and is a predicted model, not a curated record. Gene Ontology annotation, cellular component: nucleus. The coding region runs from base 126 to 1196 and encodes 356 amino acids. The transcript is spliced from 11 exons.
UUGGGAAGGAAGGGGCGGGACGCGAUGUGUGUUGCCGGAAACGAGACGAGUUUUUCAGCACCGGAAGUACUGCGGCCGGGCCUAAUGGCUCUUGCCUCUUAGCUAGUUCCCGGAGAAAGGCUGCGAUGGCGAGCUCCACAGCCGCGGUCCCCUUCCUUGCUCCGCCUCUGGAGCAGCUCAGGCACUUAGCAGAGGAGCUACGGUCACUCCUGCCUCGAGUACGGGUCGGCGAAGCCCAGGAGACAGCCGAGGAAUUUAACCGAGAGACGUUUUGGAGAAGACUCAAUGAGGCAGCAGUGAAAGUGUCCGGGGAAGCCACUGUUCUGACCACGCUCUUCUCCAAACUUCCGUUGCCAUCUCCACAGGAAACCCAGAGAAUCUGUGAGCAAGUCCAUAUUGCCAUUGAGGAAAUAAUUGCAGUGUAUUAUUCACUUCCUAAGGAUCAGGGAAUCACCCUGAGAAAGCUGGUACGGAAUGCGACCCUGGACAUUGUGGACAGCAUGACUCAGCUCCUGGAAGUGCUUCGUGCUGCUCCGGCUCAGAGCACUGAGAAUGGUGACCUGAUUUCCUGCAAUAGUGUCUCAGUCGCAUGCCAACAGGUGCUUGAGAUCCCAAAAGAUAACAAAGCUGCGGCCCUUUGGACACUCACCAAGAAUGUGGAUUUUGUGAAAGAUGCACAUGAGGAAAUGGAGCAGGCUGUAGGAGACUGUGACCCUUAUAGUGGCCUCUUGGAUGACUCUGAAGACAACUCCGACAGCCACAGUGGUGAGGAUGAUGCAUUAGGGCUUCCUAGCAAUCGGGACUCAUACUGGUCAGAGGAAGAUCAAGAGCUCAUAGCGCCGUGCCUUGCACUGGUGAGAGCAUCCCGAGCUUCCCUCAAGAAAAUCCGGAUCUUGGUGGCUGAGAAUGGGAAGAAGGAUCAGGUCGCCCAGCUGGAUGACAUCGUGGAUGUUUCUGACGAGAUCAGCCCCUGUGUGGAUGAAUUGGUUCUGAGCAUAUAUCCACCUGUGUGUCACCUCACUGUGCGGAUCUGUUCUGCGAAAUUGGUGUCUGUUUUAAUAAAGGCUCUCGAAAUUACAAAAGCAAGUCACGUGAGCCCCCAGCCAGGGGAUAGCUGGGUCCCUUUGCUCAUGAGCGCCGUGGACCAUUGCAUGGACAGGAUCAAGGAGCUCACUCAGCGUGCAGCUGAGCUGUGAGCCCCAGUCCUUCCUCUUCCUCCCCUCACCCUCGCACCCACGCUCCAGUGUCCACUUAUUUAUUUUUAAGUUGUUUUUCAAUGUCUGCUCUUAGAAGUGGAGCUUUGACAGGGUGUUUGCUGGAUAGAAAGGAAGCUUCUGCUUUUAAGAAGAGAUUGUCAUCAAGAUUCUAGGCUGGGAGAGAUUGCAGUUAUCUGUAAAUCAUAUAAUGUGAUAUGCUUCUGUGCUGGAACAAAUGUGUAUAAACUUGUGCUCUGAGCUGUUCUUUGGAAAUCCUUAAGGAAGUUGUCUUGUUCUCUAGUUUACAGUAAAGCAUAUUGUUUUAUUUAAGAUUUUGAUGAUCUCAAUAAAAUGCUAACCCACAUGAUUAAA